UAUAUAAGAACGUAGAUGGAAUAUCAUCAACAGACUGUCACUGCCGUGUAAACUUCACACACAAAAUGAAAUUCUUCAUAAUCCUCGCUGUCGCGCUGGUCAGCGCUCACGCUGAUGUCUCCCACAUUGUAAAAUCUGGUGGUGACGAGGCUUCCGCUUCUGUAGUUAGGUCCGGAUAUGAUAUCAGCCCCGAGGGUGCCUUCCAGUAUGAAUAUGAAACGUCCAAUGGAAUCUCUGGUCAAGCCGAUGGUGUAGUAAAGAACGGCAACUCUGACAACCCUGCACUCGAAAUUAAGGGAGGAGUACGAUACACAGCACCCGACGGCAGCCCCAUCGAUUUAUCCUACAUUGCCAACGAGAACGGCUACCAACCUCAGGGCAGUCAUAUCCCAGUUCCCCCACCAAUCCCAGAAGCCAUCCAGCGCAGUUUGGACUACAUUGCGGCCCACCCUCCCCCAGUUGACCGCAAAUUCGUUUAAGGAAUUAUUUUAAGAAAUAAGUAUAUCAGAAAAUAAAAAAAAUUAAGUGUUUUUUGGUGAUCGUAUUACACUGGUUUUAUAGCAAGACAAUAUCCUCAGUAUGUUGGGGACAAUAUACUAAGCAAAAUAUUUUUUUUCUUUUUUUCUAAGUUUAUUUAAUUAUUGUGAUCUUUUUUUUUGUUUUUCUAGAAAAAUGUAUAAGAAUUACACCAACACACAUUGCAUGCAACAUCUAUAGUACAUAUCCUGGAUUAUAUAGUCUUCAAAUCUGUUACUUUUAAAUAAAUACAA
Molecule: messenger RNA, 770 nt
Organism: Achroia grisella
Lineage: Eukaryota; Metazoa; Arthropoda; Insecta; Lepidoptera; Pyralidae
Gene: CPR2
Product: larval cuticle protein LCP-17-like
Exons: 4
Coding region: 66-479 (137 amino acids)
Cellular component (GO): chitin-based extracellular matrix
Molecular function (GO): structural constituent of chitin-based larval cuticle
Source: RefSeq, a predicted model, not a curated record